Messenger RNA from Nomascus leucogenys (northern white-cheeked gibbon), 2185 nucleotides. RefSeq names its product coiled-coil domain containing 148 (gene CCDC148). Lineage: Eukaryota; Metazoa; Chordata; Mammalia; Primates; Hylobatidae. The record is from RefSeq and is a predicted model, not a curated record.
GCGGUUUCAGGUCGCCAUAGAGACCGAUGCUGUUCAGCGCGAGAGGGCCUGGAGAAGAUACGGAAAACAUGAAUCAAAGAGACCGAACAUUCAUGACAAUUCAGAGAAAUCAUAGCUCAGAUAAUCUGGUGUUCCGUAUGAAAAAUGAGAUGAGAAACACCAAGUACAAACCAGUAGACUAUCAACAAUUGCGUGCAUUAACUGAAGCAAAGAAAUUAGCUUCUGCCUCUGCAAAGCUAAAGAUCAGAAAAGCAAUGUUGACUUCAAAGAUAUCCAAAGAACAAACACUAAUAAAACAACACAAGCAAGUGUGGUGGCAGGAAUACCAGAGGCUGAAUGAAGUCAGAUGUAAAAUGGAAUCUGAAAUAAAAUCCCUUCUCAAUGAAGAGAACAUUGGAAAUGAAUGUCUUUGUGACCUUACAAAUUUUGAGCAAGAGCUAUCAGAACAACGGUGCACAUAUCUUAAAAAUGUAAUAAAUCCUAUUCAGCAGCUGAGAGCAGAUCUAAAAUACAGACAGCAUCACACUUUACAGCAUUCACACCCACAUAUUGAGUUUAACUCCGUGAAAGUAUUGGAAGAGGUUGACUUUGUGAAGAAACAAUUGAAAACUGUCUUUGAAAGACUUAGCCUGGAGCAACAGAGAAUAGAAAAUGAUCUUUCAGACUGGAGUAUAAAGAUUCUAGAUCAUUCUUUGGAAGAAAAGACUAACCCCCUUAGUGAACUGCCCAUUGAAUUAGAAAGUUUGGAAUGCCCAUACCCUGAUUUGAAAUCUUCAAUUCUCAGUGAGUUCUGUAAGUUUACACAGAAAUAUCAAAAGAAGCUUCAAGACUUUAAUCUGCAGUUGGAAGACAUAUACAGAAACUGUCAACUAAGUGAAGAAGACCACUGGAUUUACCAGGCUAUUUUGGAUCAGUACCCUGGAGAUCUCUUUGGAAGAAGGACUCUGUAUCUGGACAUGUUACAAAGAUAUUUUCCUCACAAAUCUAGGCAUGAUUUGGUUGAACACGAGAAAUGUUGUGACCAACAUCGCUUUGCUAUGGAGCAGCGAAAGAUCCUGAUAUCAAAUUGGAAUAAAAAUAGGAAAGACUUUAUACAGAAGGCUGUGCUGACACUCAUCGAGGCUUGUGCAACUCAUGAAAUGGAGAGCACAUUGGCUAAGGACAAGAAAAAGCAACAGGAAUUGUGUGCUGAUCUGAAAGCCAAGGUUCUUCAAUGGCGAACCCACCAGGAAGAGGUAGCAAGACUGGAAAUGGAAAUUUCUGCCAGAAGAAGAGAAAAGGAAGAGGAGAAAGAGAAACUGUGGAAGAAGAAGGAAUUGUUGCAAAGAGCAGAGAAGAAAAAAAAAAUUAAAAAAUACUGGGCUAAGAAAAAACAGAAGUGGCAAGAAAUGGAAAUGAGAGAUCUUCAGCGUCUAGAAGAACUGAAGAAAUUAAUGGCUGAACAGUCACUAAAAGAUAGAGAAAGGGUUAAAUAUAGACAAGAAUUAUUGGAAAGGCGUUUGAUGGAGAAAAAGGAAGCGGCCCUUCAAGAAGCUCAUGAAGACAAAGAGAGAGCACGGCGGCUAGAAGCCCUUAGGAAACAGGUUGCUGUGGUUGCUCAAUUUGAUCCUGUUAGAAUGAUGUCAGAUACAAUGGCAUCGAAAGCUAGGAUGGGCAUUGAAAUUGAAGAAGAAUUUAUUCUUCAAAAGCCACUCUUUACAUUGAAUACAUACAACGAACAGCAGAUAAUUUCUGACCCUAGACUUCGCUUCGAGUUAGCUCUUCGAGAAGCUGGACUUCAUAGAACACUUUAUGCUAAAGAGAUAUUACCAAAAAUUAGUCCUCAAAAACCUCCAAGAAAGGACAUGGAGUCUACCGUAUUUAAAAUAUAGAGCUCAUCCUCAAAUUCCAUAUGUAAAGAGCAUUUUUCUUUGAAAACAUUUAUAUGGAUAAUAAUAAUUACUACUUCCUAAAAUAUUUGAAAUAUCAGACAUAGAAAUCAUAGCAUCUAUUAAAACAACUUUGCCUUUCUUUUGUGAUUCUUAGAAUUUUAUGCACUGUAUUUCCUGUAUCUUUAAGUUAUAUUUAAUAGUACUAAAUUCCCCCAAAUUAUGGAACUUAAUUAUGGCACAUAUAGUACUUAUACUAUAAUUUAGUAAACUGCAUGUUGGAGGUUGUGUUAUCCUAUAAAAAGAGCUCAAAAUAA